AUGGCAGAGCUGAGGGCUGAGACACAACACGGCGGUCUUUGGUCCAACUAUGGCAACCCGGUGCAGCAGAUGACGGGCCGGUUCAACCCGCAGGACCCGUCGGUAUCCAUGGCGGCCCCGACUUCGUCACAUCUUGUCCGUCCGCGGAGCCACACGAUGGACUAUGCACCGUACCAGCCGGGCCGGCCCGGGCAGGAAGACGGCGAGCCGUACGACAGAUACCCGCAGCCGUCCAUGAACAUCCCCAGCAUAAACAGCCUGAAGCGGCCGUACUCGCAAGUCGACCAGGCGCCGUACACGGAGAUGGUGCAGGACCUGCGGGACGACUACAAGCCGCCCAACCACGACCAGAAGCUCCUGUCGUUCAAGAAGGUCGGGGACAAGCACACCAUCGUGGACGGCAAGGGCCGGAUCCACGAGAUCGAGAUCGACGCGCAGCUGCACGGCAUGUUCUUCCUCUCUGAGUUCCCCUCGGCGACGGGCGACGGCAACGUGCUCAGCGCCGAGCUGACGUGCUACCGGCGCAACCUGUUCCAGAUCAGCGGCAGCAUCUGCUUCCCGCAGAUCCCGCUCUCGGUGCUGCUCGAGUCGGGCGAGACGAGCCCGAUCAAGAGCAUGGAGGUCAGCAUUUCGGCCAUCGAGUCCGUCGACGGCCACCCGGUGCGCCUCAUUGUGAUCCCGUGGAAGACGCCGCCACCGAACUCGCCCGAGGUCAACCAGGCGCCGGACCAGGAGCCGCCCACGCUGCCGCUGAUUCCGCCGUCCGAGGAGGAGGAGGAGACCGGGGGCGACCACUACGCCAUCUACCCGAUCGGGUGGCGGCGGCUGCAGUUCAGGAUAGCCACGGCAAACAACGGGAGGAGAAAGGAGCUCCAACAACACUUUGUGCUGCACCUCAAGCUGCACGGGACGCUGGCCAACGGGCAGAAGCUGGUACUCUCGGAGCUGACGACAGCGCCGAUCGUGGCGAGGAAGGAGAUUCCGCUGCUGGGAUCGAGCGCGGGAUCGCGGGGACAGACGCUGGUCGAGACGGGCCACGGCAUUGUGGCGCAGGCCGUCAUCCUGAACAAGCCGCCAUACGACUCGAGGCCUCGCUUGUCGAGCUUGGAUGUGCCCCGGUCGGCCUUCACCUUCACGGCGCCGAAACAAAUGCCACAGAGCCCCAUGCAGAUGCGGUCCAACUCGUACCCGACAACAUGGAACCCCCAACCACAAGUGUCGAUGCCGCACACGCCGGGAUCGGCCACCUACCCGGCCUCGAGCCUGCCGGCCGAACCGUACCCCAAGAUGCCGCUCUCCGGCACGGGCAGCUUCACCGCCGAGCCGCAAGAGCUGCCCAUGCAGCCAACGUCGAUGGCGUCGGUACAAAUGCCGCUCGCAGCAGCAGGAGCAGCAGCGACCCACGACCCGCAUCAACAGCCGCAGCACCAUCACCACCAGCACCACCAGCAACAGCCGCAGCCGCCCAUCCGUACCCAAUACGCAGCCUACUCAUCGGCCCCGCCACACCAUCUCUCGCUCUCGACGACAGCGGGCCCAACCUCCCCGGACAACUCGCUCGCCGUGCCGCGCUACAUCGGCGACACCAACCCGCGCCCGACCAAGUCGCCGCGCCACGCAAGCCACCAGUCGGUCGCCUCGUCUAUCUCCAACGAGACCGCCACGGGCGAGUACCGCUACGGGCCGCCUCCACCACAAGGGGCAUACCCCGGCCCGGCGGGCGGUGCCGGUGCCGAGCUCUCCGCGCAGUCGCAGCAGCAUCCGGGCGCUGCUCUGCCCCCGCCCCCGCUCUCCCACCCGCAUGCGCAGGGCGGUUCUGAUGGGUCGGUGCAGCAGCAGCCGACAGGGUCUGGCGGACGGGACUAUUACCCCUCGAGCCAUUCGGCCUGGACGACCACGGCGACGGCGGCAGACGGGUCGUCGUACAACACGGGCGGUUCCGGCGGGGGCGCAGCUCCGGCGCAGGGCGGUGGCAGCGCCGGGGCUGCUGAUCGGCCGUAUGGCUACCCUGUCAAGCAGGAGCCGCAUGCGCACCAUCCGGGGACGGCGGCCACCACGGGGAAUUACGGGUGGAAUCCGGCGUAG
Messenger RNA from Chaetomium strumarium, 2085 nucleotides. RefSeq lists its product as uncharacterized. The record is from RefSeq and is a predicted model, not a curated record. The transcript has 4 exons. Gene Ontology annotation, cellular component: nuclear chromosome. Gene Ontology annotation, molecular function: DNA binding; DNA-binding transcription factor activity. The coding region runs from base 1 to 2085 and encodes 694 amino acids. Gene Ontology annotation, biological process: positive regulation of transcription by RNA polymerase II; meiotic cell cycle. Lineage: Eukaryota; Fungi; Ascomycota; Sordariomycetes; Sordariales; Chaetomiaceae.